CCCUAAAGGGUUUGGAAAAUUCUAACUAAUUGUAAUAAAUCACAUUGUUAUGACGUAAAAAUGUUUUAAUGCUGAUUUUUAAUGCCUAGACAACAUGACCAGACUCUUCCUGUUGCCGGCCAUUGACUUUAUCACAUUUUGGCCAUUUUUGUGAUUUGUGCCCUUUUUCCCUGGUAACGCACACAUUUUUUUUUAAUAGAAAUUUUUUAGUCCUUCAUUGUUUUGUUCUUUUACACUGCCCGACUGGUGCGACAAACAAAAUGAUUAGAUAGCACAGACAACGGGCUUGUUUAUCUCCUGCCGGGACGUUGGACCGACAUUGUGCAUUGUAACUGCGUGGUGUGUUGUGGCCCCUAGUAGUCUACAGUCGGAGGUCUGAGCGGUAGGCGCAGGCGUGCCGUGUGCGCAGCGGCCGGAUGGUGAGACCCGUGGUGCUGGUGCACGGGGGAGCGGGCGACAUCCCGGACGGCCGUGUCGAGGCCAAGCUCAGCGGGAUGCGCAGCGCCGCGCGGGAGGGCUACGCUGCGCUGGCCGGCACGGGAAGUGUGCUGGACGCUGUCCAGGCGGCCGUGCGGGUCAUGGAGGACGACCCCGCGUUCAACGCCGGUAGAGGAUCUGUCCUGAACAUAGAAGGUGAAGUUGAAAUGGAUGCAAUUAUAAUGGAAGGAACAAAUCUUCAAGCAGGGGCGGUCGGCGCGCUGAGGAACGUGCAGCACCCGGUGGACGUGGCACGGCUGGUCAUGGAACGCACGCCCCACGUGCUGCUGGUGGGCGAGGGGGCCAAAGGGUUCGCCACGGCCGCAGGCGUCCCCGACGUGCCGGCGUCGGCGCUCGUCACGCAGGCCUCCAGGGAGGCCCUAGAGAGCUACAAGCGGCACAGGGACCGCACGCUCACCGAGACCGGGGGCGGGGGCGUCGGGACGGUGGGGGCGGUGGCCGUCGACGAGCGAGGGCACGUGGCGUUCGCGACCUCCACCGGCGGCACUUCGGGCAAGAUGGUCGGCCGCGUCGGCGACUCACCGCUCAUCGGUUCGGGAGGAUACGCGGAUGAUGCUGUUGGCGCAGUGUCUACGACAGGACAUGGGGAGUCCAUCAUGAAGUUCUGUCUCGCCCAUUACAUCCUCACGUUGAUGAAGCAAGGCAGAUCAGCGCAGGAGGCGACCGCGGCGGCCUGCGAGGAGAUGACUCGGCGCUUGUCGAACACGGGCGGUGCCAUCACGGUGUCCAGCAAGGGGGACGUGGGGAUAGCGUUCACGUCCAAGAGGAUGGGCUGGGCGUACCAAGUGGGGGACCAGGUCUUCGCGGGCGUCGGCCCCGUCGACGCAGUGCCCCGCAGUUAGAGCAACAACACCAUGGCACACACUAAUCGAGACAGCUCUAUAUUGGUACAUAACUAAACGAAACCCAUAAUGGUUAUGGAUUCAUAAUGAGCUACGUAGUUUCUUUCUUAAGAAUAUACUCAGAUACAGUCAAAAUCUGAACCGUCAAAAAAAAAAAAAAAAAAAGUCUCACUUUAUCUUAAACACCAUGUAUGUACCUUAUUUUAUGUCUAUUCAGAAUAAAUAAUUUGUGGCAAGUAAUUUUUCAUUGAGACUCUACUUUCUCACUUUCUAUAGUGUGUGUGUGUGUGUGUGUUUUUUUUUUUUUUUUUUUUUUUUUUACUGGCAGAGUCAUUUUUACUUGAAUAUUGAGUGUUAAAACACAAAAAAUAAAUGUUGGAGGGCAGAUGGAACUGAAUUAUUUGUGUUGAAAGAUACAUACAUUUAUAUAGUCAAAUAUUUAAAAACUUGUAUUUUUCAUGUACUAAAUGAAAUGACUGCAAAUAAAUCUACUUGUUUACCAAUUAAAU
Molecule: messenger RNA, 1849 nt
Organism: Bacillus rossius redtenbacheri
Lineage: Eukaryota; Metazoa; Arthropoda; Insecta; Phasmatodea; Bacillidae
Product: isoaspartyl peptidase/L-asparaginase
Exons: 7
Coding region: 417-1340 (307 amino acids)
Cellular component (GO): cytoplasm
Molecular function (GO): beta-aspartyl-peptidase activity; asparaginase activity
Source: RefSeq, a predicted model, not a curated record